CCUACUUGCUCUUCGAAGUGGUGUGGAUGCUGCUAAACUCAGCUGCUGAACGCACAGGGUCUAUAGGUUGGCGAUUUAUAGAAGAGUCCCUGUCCGGACCAUUCAUGGCACACUGCGUAAAAUACAUAGAGGAAUGCACAGCAGUUACCGGGCUGGACUGAGGGAAACUGCGGGAGGACCAAAAAAACUGAUUUGGGAAAAGUAAAGUUGGACGCUGAGAGGAGCAGGUGGACCACUGGCAUAAGUAGCUUCAGCAUUUCAUCGCUUUUCCUUCCAACAGGUGACUGCCCCAGACGUUUGGAUGCAUUUAUCACUGGAUACCAUGAACAUGGUGGACGACAGCUGCCUCUCGCCCAGCAACUACCACGAAAUGGGGAAAGGCGGAGGCGCCACAGUCGGGGGCCGAGUCCACAGCAUUGAUGUCAUCCUGGGCUUCAAUAAAGACCAGGACCCCUUGCUAAGUCCUGCUGGGCCCACGGGGUCCCAGAAGAUGAGCAUAGAUGGGCUCGGAGAACAUAUAAAGCAGCAGGACCGCUUGUCUCACCCAUCCUACAGCGGACACCUUUCCUCUGUGAGAAACAGCAGCACACAGCAGCAGCAGUACCGAGAUGCUGGCUUGUACGCAAACAAGAGUGACGAGGAGCUGGGGGAGCUCAGGAAAAAUGUGGAGAGCAAUGAAGGCAAGUCUCCAGAGCCAUGCAAGGAUGAUCAACCCAAGAAGAAGCACAGACGCAACCGCACCACCUUCACCACUUACCAGCUGCACGAGCUGGAGCGUGCCUUUGAGAAGUCCCACUACCCAGACGUCUACAGUCGGGAGGAGCUGGCCAUGAAGGUGAAUCUCCCUGAAGUCCGAGUCCAGGUCUGGUUUCAGAACCGCAGAGCUAAAUGGCGUCGGCAAGAAAAAAUGGAUGCCAGUACCAUGAAGCUUCACGACUCUGCCAUGCUUUCCUUCAAUCGUUCGACUCCGGUUCACACCAGCAUGGGUCAAAUGACCAACUCCCUCCCGUUGGAUCCCUGGCUGACCUCUCCCCUGUCCAGUGCCACACCUGUCCAGUGUAUCCCAGGCUUCAUGGGUCCAGCUCAGGCCCUCCAGCCCAGCUAUCCCAGCCAUGGAUUCCUCAACAGCACGCACCAUGCUCCUCACCCGCACUCUCACCCUCAUCCUUCCACGGGGCAGGGGAUGCAGAGCAUGGCUCCCCCACCCUACCAAUGUCCAGCCCCAUACUCUGAUAAGUUCCCUCUGGAGGACGUAGAUCAGCGCAGCUCGAGCAUCGCUGCUCUGAGAAUGAAAGCCAAGGAACACAUCCAAUCUAUGGACAAGACCUGGCAACCCAUGUGACUAACACAUUUGACAGUCCAUUUUGACAAUCCUGGAAAAAAGGAGACAAUGAAAACACCCGUCAUGCCUGCUCGCCCAUAAAAUAAAAGUGAAACUGAGCUGUGAAAACUAAAGAACAUUUUUGGUACGUUUUAAUGUUUGCAAUUUUUUGCUCAUCUCCAAAACAUAAAAAUGAAACCACUGUGUGGUUGCAUAUUUGGUCAUCUAUUAUCCCUUCAUUCUGUUCAUGUUUUGUUCCCUGGAUGCUCAGGAAAUGCAGAAAUUCCUACUAUGGUUAUCACACCUUGCACCCAAGAAACUACUGGAAUUCCCUUUUUUAAAUUAAACACUCCUUUUAAAAACUCCUAGAGAAAUUCAUUCCCGCUCUUAAUGAACAUAUGAAGGUGUUUUACAAAGGUAUUCACACCACUUGAACAAUUUUUUCAAUCUGUCACGUUACGACAAACUGCAAUGUUUAUUACUGGAGUUUUACGUGAUAGGACUAUGCAAAGUAGCAUGAUGCUCCCACCAGGUUUGUGUUCAGGGUAAUGUGCUGUGUUAGUUUUUACUUCACAUAAUGUUUUGCAUCUGGGCUAAAGAGUUCAGUUUUGUUCUCAUCUGACCGGAGCACUUUUCUUCUAUAUGUUUGCUCUGUGUUUACAUGGCUUGCGGUAAACUGCAGGCAGACUUCUCAUAACUUUCUUUCAACAGUGCUUUUCUUCUUGCAAAUCUGCCAUAAAGGCUGGACUUGUGUAGUGUAUGACUAAUAGUCCUGUCAACACAUUCUCCCACCUGAACUGUAGACCUCUGCAGCUCCUCCAGAGUCACCAUUACGUCCACACAAGAGACACAUGUUAUUUGUUUUUUUCAUUUGCACUAAUUUAUAUUAAGGGGUAUCAGAGUAAAUGGGGUUUAAUACAAAUGUAUGCUACACUUCUUACAUUUGCAAGCUACUUUGAGUUGUUCUAUAACACAAAACCCCUGUAAAAUAAACCGAAAUGUACGCAUCUGAUGACAAAAAAAGGAAAGUGGGAUGAAUACUUUUGCAAGGCACUGGAGAAAGAGGAUGCGGAGGACCUUUAUAUUUUGGUAAACCUGAGGAUUUUCUUCAAAAUAAGGGUGAAAACUGUAAAUAACGUAAUAAUUUGGUGGAAUUAGCAAACAAAGAAGUGCUGCCACCCUUUUGAACCCAGGAAGGUCCUGGUUAUUUUCUGACAUUCUGCUUUAAAUAAGAAAGGGUGGGUUCAACCAGAUAGACUAGGAAAAUGUAUUCCUUUUUAUUGCUUGAGUGGCAGUUAGAGGUGAAAACUUGUUGGCAACUCAGUGCUAGUUGGUUGAAUGUACGUGCAGCGCAGCAGAAAGAGUCCUGUGUGAUGCGUCACCCUGCAUAGUUUGGUCUUUGUUUGACACAAUUGAUCCAAGUGUAUCCUCUUUGUCUGAGACUGAAGGGGGAGAAACGGUCUCAGGCUGGACUAAAUAGGCCUAUUUUGUCAUGGAAGUUUCUUUUAUUCGCCCUGUUGAUCAAACGACAAGAAACAUGGAUUGUAGGCUGCAGUCAUUAGGGACACAGAAUCAGUUUUUUACCAUUUUACCAUCUGUUACAGCUUUGAGCACUAAUUAUCUUUAAGGUAGAGAAGGUCAGUUGUAAAAAUCAAUAUGAAACAGGAAAGAUUACCUUUGAUUAUGAAUUGUCCCUGCAUCCAUCAAACUUGAAUAUGUACUGGUAGAACUACACUUGUUUUAACUUGAUAAUGGAAAAAGAGGGAGAGCAAAACCUGCAUUUUACAGUUCAAUCUCAGACACCCCUUCAUUCUUCUGUCAUUGCAUCUGUUUUGUUGUAAUAUAUCAUUUAAACAUGACUGCAAACAAAUAUGAUUCCAAUCUGUAGGUAUUUUGGUUACAUUUACUUUUCAUACUGCUUAGAGAGGGAAAAUAGUUUUGAAUCUGCUGCUCGUCUUUAGUUCUCAUGUAAUUUUCUUGUGUUAUUUGGUUAGUGGUAUUUUUACAGAAACCGAGAAUUACCUUUGCACAUUAAUAGGUUUCUUUAGGAUGUAACAAAAAUGUGAUUUUUGGACCAAGAACAAGCCAAAGUUUAGAUAGUGAUAAAAAAAAUUGCACUAGAAUUGUUUUUAGUUUUGUUUUUCUUUUCACUGUGAAAAUGUAAAAGAUGUUGUUAUAGUUAUAGUUAUAUUGUUUUAUUCCCUGUUUAUUAUGUCUAAAUAAUCGAUGUUCACAUUCUUGUAAGAACAAUAAAAAUAUAGUUUGAUAGAAA
Messenger RNA from Girardinichthys multiradiatus, 3593 nucleotides. RefSeq names its product retinal homeobox gene 1 (gene rx1). The transcript has 4 exons. Lineage: Eukaryota; Metazoa; Chordata; Actinopteri; Cyprinodontiformes; Goodeidae. The coding region runs from base 302 to 1342 and encodes 346 amino acids. The record is from RefSeq and is a predicted model, not a curated record. Gene Ontology annotation, molecular function: DNA-binding transcription factor activity, RNA polymerase II-specific; RNA polymerase II cis-regulatory region sequence-specific DNA binding. Gene Ontology annotation, biological process: positive regulation of transcription by RNA polymerase II.